Molecule: messenger RNA, 6791 nt
Organism: Hypoxylon fragiforme
Lineage: Eukaryota; Fungi; Ascomycota; Sordariomycetes; Xylariales; Hypoxylaceae
Product: Sec7-domain-containing protein
Exons: 2
Coding region: 592-6231 (1879 amino acids)
Biological process (GO): regulation of ARF protein signal transduction
Molecular function (GO): guanyl-nucleotide exchange factor activity
Source: RefSeq, a predicted model, not a curated record
GUCUCGACGUGCAUCAUUUACAUAAACAAUUAAACGCACUAACUACCUAGUACUGGGUACCUACUAGGACCAGUCUACCACCAGAUAGUUAUGUACCUACGUAAGUACCUAGUAUAGUGGAUCUAAACCCUUUUUCGCGGAACGUUGCCAGCUUGGCCAGACCAAAGUUUCCAAUCAUUGAUACUUGCAUACCUACAUUCAUUACUUACCUACAUUUAUACAUACCGUUGACCUAUACAACACAUUUGCGCGCCGUCUUCUCUCUUGAUGAUAGAAGCGAGAUACUUGGAAUCUUUUGUUCCAUCACCGAUAGAGAAACACGUUGCGACAUUCAAAAACUACAUUAUUCGAGUCGCAAAAGUAGAAUUCCUACAUCACAUGAAAAGGACAGACUACCGUCACCUUUAACGUUAACGAAACCGAAACGGAUACAUAUAUCCAUUAUUUGUAGUCGCAAACUUGACUUACCUCGUCCUACUUCUUCCUCAAGUUCACGUUUAUACACGAAUCCGACCUCUCCGAUUUCUAUUACUCGACAAACCUCCUCUUCCACGAAUGGCACCUGUUGCUUCUCCUUAAGUCCGGCGCACCAUGACUUCCUUGGUCUUUGUGGUGUCCUCUCUUGAGGCCAUCGCCGCAUCUAAAGAAGCCCAGAGAAACAAACAGCUUGCCGAGCUUACUGAGAAUGCCCUCAAGGCCAUCAAAGAAGGCGGUACUGAGCUACCCGACCCCAAAGUCGUAUUUGCGCCCUUGCAACUAGCUACCAAGACCGGAACCAGCCAAUUAAUCAACAUUGCCCUCGACUGCAUACAGAAGCUCACAUCCUCGUCGUAUUUCUCUGUGAAUGUGAACACAAGCAAUGCCCAAGAGGAUGGUGCCGAACAAGCUCCUAUAAUAGAUCGUGCCAUCGACACCAUAUGCGACUGCUUUCAAGGCGAGACUACACCGGUUGAUGUUCAGCGACAUAUCGUCCAGGCCCUGCUAUCUGCCGUGCUAAAUGACAAAAUCGUCGUUCAUGGCGCUGGCCUGCUCAAAGCCGUGCGCCAAGUUUACAAUGUCUUCCUCCUUUCCAAAAGCGCCGAAAACCAACAAGCCGCCCAAGGGACUCUAACCCAAAUGGUUGGCAUGGUGUUUGAGCGCGUUAAGCAGAGGUUGCAGAUGAAGGAGUCUCGCGUUAGCUUAGGAAAACUGAAGCAUAGCUCUAGCAAUGUUACCUUCGACCAAGCAGAAUCUGUCGUGAACGGCAAUGAUGUUAGCGCUGAGCAUGAAGAUGACGAGGAGACCCCAGACGACAUGACCACCAACUCGCUCCCAGAGCUUGCGCGUACAGAGUCAUCCAGCGAGGCCGGUGUGAAACUGACCUUGAAAGAUCUUGAGCAUCGAAAAAGCUUUGAUGAUUCGAACUUGGGUGAUGGGCCAACCAUGGUCACACAACUAAAGGCACCUAAAACUCCCACAAGGAGGGUAUCGGAACAAGCCCAAAGCGAUUCGACCCACGAAGCCGACGAAGCCGAAAUGCUCGACGCCGAGGAUGAAGUCUACAUUCGAGAUGCUUAUUUAGUUUUCCGAUCGUUCUGCAACUUGUCAACCAAGGUCCUUCCUCCCGAUCAACUUUACGAUGCUCGUGGACAGCAUAUGCGAUCCAAGCUCAUCUCUCUCCACCUCAUCCGCACUCUUUUAAAUAACCACAUACUCGUCUUUACGUCACCUCUGUGUACAAUUACUAAUACAAAGAGCAAUGAGUCGACUGGAUUUCUCCAGGCUAUUAAAUUCUACUUGUGUCUUAGCAUCACAAGAAACGGGGCAAGCUCCGUGGACAAGGUGUUUGAAGUGUGCUGUGAAAUAUUCUGGUUAAUGUUUAAAUUCAUGCGAGCUCCAUUCAAGAAAGAGAUUGAGGUGUUCCUUAACGAAAUCUAUCUCGCACUUCUAGCCAGACGGACCGCACCACCCUCCCAGAAGCUUUAUUUCAUCAAUAUUCUGACCAGAUUCUGUGGUGAUCCUCGUGGGCUAGUGGAGACAUAUCUCAACUACGAUUGCGAUUCUCAUGUUGAUAACAUCUUCCAGACCGUCAUUGAAGAUCUGUCAAAGCUCGCUAUAAGCCCUGUGUCAGUCACGGCAGCUCAAGAACAACUAUACGAGGAGAAGACUUCGAAUCCGCACCACGGAGCAGAUUGGCAAUUAAAGGGCAUGCUACCACCGCCCUUGAAUGUGAGAGAUAUCAUGCCUCCGAAUGAGCCGGAGCCAGAGAUCCCUCGUGAAUACGUAAUCAAGAGGGCGGCUUUAGACUCACUUGUCGAGGCUUUAAGGUCACUUGUAAAUUGGUCCGUCAUUGGACGUCCAGAUGCCAACGGCGCACCACGUGACAAUGAUGUUCGGGCUUCCGCCGACGAUAUUCGAGAGUCCAUUGACCCAUCUGCUACCGAUAGUACCUCUCGCUUUGAAACGCCGUUACCCCCGUCUACCCCCGUCGUGGACGAUGAUCCGGACCAACUAGAGAAAGAAAAGGCUCGAAAGACUGCCCUAGCCAACGCCAUCCGCCAGUUCAACUUCAAGCCAAAGAAGGGCAUCAAACUUCUUCUCCAAGAAGGCUUUAUACCAAGUGAUACCCCUGAGGACAUAGCCAAGUUCCUAAUCUCGGAUGAUCGAUUAGACAAGGCACAAAUCGGCGAAUAUCUUGGUGAAGGAGAUGCAAAGAACAUCGAGACCAUGCAUGCUUUCGUUGAUACGAUGGAUUUUGCUAAGAGGCGGUUUGUCGAUGCUCUUCGACAAUUUCUCCAAUCUUUCCGUCUUCCUGGCGAAGCUCAGAAGAUUGAUCGAUUUAUGCUCAAAUUUGCGAAUCGAUAUGUGAUGGGCAACCCGAACGCCUUCGCCAAUGCCGACACAGCUUACGUCCUGGCCUAUUCCGUCAUUUUACUCAACACGGAUCUCCACAGCACCAAGAUCGCCAGACGCAUGACGAAAGAAGAUUUUAUCAAGAACAAUAGAGGCAUAAACGACAACGCUGAUUUACCGGAUGAUUAUCUCAUUGGUAUUUAUGACGAGAUCGCGGGCAAUGAGAUUGUUCUCAAGAGUGAACGAGAGGCUGCUGCCGCGGCAGGAAAUCUGCCGGCGCAAUCAUCAGGUUUUGCUGCUGGACUUGGACAAGCUCUUUCAAAUGUCGGUAGGGAUUUGCAGCGAGAGGCGUAUGUGCAACAAUCUGAGGAGAUUUCACUUCGCUCGGAGCAGCUCUUCAAGAAUCUGUUCAAGAAUCAGCGCAAGAAUGCCGCGAAGGCGGGUAUCAAGUUCAUCCCAGCUACCUCUUUCAAGCAUGUCGGGCCCAUGUUUGACGUCACCUGGAUGUCGUUCUUUUCCGCUUUCUCGAGUCAAAUGCAGAAGGCGCAAAACUUGGAAGUGAACAAGUUAUGCUUGGAAGGGAUGAAACAAGCCAUCAAGAUCGCUUGCCUGUUUGAUUUGGCAACUCCACGGGAGGCAUUCAUGUCUGCCCUGAAGAACACCACCAACUUGAACAACCCCCAACAGAUUCUCGCCAAGAAUGUUGAGGCCCUGCGAGUUAUCCUAGAGCUCGGCCAGACGGAGGGCAACUACUUGAAAGAGUCGUGGAAGGACAUUCUAAUGUGCAUAAGUCAACUUGAUCGACUGCAACUUAUCACUGGUGGUGUUGACGAAGGGGCCAUUCCCGAUGUGUCCAAAGCACGGUUCCUACCACCCGAGAGGAGUGGUACAAGUGACUCUCGCAGGUCGACUGUUUCCACACGACGACGGAACCGGUCGAAUCCGGGCUCGAGGGGCUUCUCUAUGGAGAUUGCUCUCGAAAGCAGAUCUGAAGAAGUCAUCAAGAGCGUUGAUCGUAUCUUUAGCAACACGGCAAAUCUUAGUGGCGAAGCCAUUGUACACUUUGCCAAAGCUUUGACCGAGGUGAGCUGGGACGAGAUCAAAGUGUCGGGUUCCAAUGACUCUCCUCGUACGUACAGCUUGCAGAAGAUUGUCGAGAUCAGUUAUUACAAUAUGACUCGUGUCCGGUUUGAAUGGAGUAGCAUAUGGGCAGUCUUGGGAGAGCAUUUCAACAAAGUAGGAUGCCACAACAACACAGCGAUUGUGUAUUUUGCCCUUGACUCGCUACGGCAGCUGUCGAUGCGCUUCAUGGAGCUUGAGGAACUUCCUGGUUUCAAGUUCCAGAAGGACUUCUUGAAGCCCUUUGAGCACGUCAUUGCCAACUCAAACAACUUGACCGUCAAGGAUAUGGCCUUGCGGUGUCUAGUUCAGAUGAUUCAGGCCCGGGGCGAGAACAUUCGUUCUGGCUGGAGGACCAUGUUUGGCGUCUUCACGGUGGCGGCCCGGGACCCCAACGAGACCAUUGUGAACUUGGCAUACGAAAACGUCACGCUAGUAUAUAAAACACGCUUCGGUGUUGUUAUUUCGCAAGGUGCAUUUACAGAUCUGAUAGUCUGUCUUACCGAAUUCUCGAAGAAUAUCAAGUUCCAGAAGAAGAGCCUGCAGGCGAUGGAGACUCUCAAGUCGAUAAUACCGAAAAUGCUGAAGACUCCGGAAUGCCCCCUGUCGCAGAAAUCCAAGCUUAAGCCAACAACCAAUGGCUCGGAUAGCCUAAACAAGUCAACCGACACUCUGCCCAGACAACAGAGCGGCACAUCCAUCGAAGAGGGUUUCUGGUUUCCCAUCCUGUUCGCAUUUCACGAUGUCUUGAUGACAGGGGAAGAUUUGGAAGUUCGUUCUAACGCCCUAAACUAUUUCUUUGAAGCCCUGUUGAAAUAUGGCGGUGACUUCCAGGCUGAUUUCUGGGAUAUCUUAUGGAGACAACAGCUCUAUCCCAUCUUCAUGGUCCUGCGCUCGAGGCCGGAAAUGACAAAUGCUCUGAACCACGAGGAGCUGUCUGUGUGGCUUUCCACCACCAUGAUUCAAGCCCUCCGCAACAUGAUCAUACUCUUCACCCACUAUUUUGAUGCCCUCGAAUAUAUGCUUGAUCGCUUCCUCGAGUUGUUAACGCUAUGCAUAUGCCAGGAAAACGAUACGAUCGCCAGGAUUGGCAGCAACUGCUUACAACAACUAAUUUUACAGAAUGUGACCAAAUUCGGAGAUGACCAUUGGACUCAGGUCGUCGGAGCAUUCUGCGAACUAUUCGAGAGGACGACGGCUAAGCAACUCUUUUCGGCUACAACUAUAGUUACGCCCUCCGCAUUGUCACCGCCCCCAGAUGGUCUAGGAUUUGAAGUACCCCUCACGCCCACAGGUACAGGUGACACCCAGGCCGAGGAGAAUUCUCUGAAGAUAAACAGCAGCACCGACAGAAAUAGCAUUUCAUCAGGCGCUGACUUUAUCUCCGCCGCUAGUCAUCAAACUCUCAACCCAGAUGAGCCCUUGCGUUCGCCCACGAAUGGCACCCCUGGCGGUCGUCUGGAGGAUUAUAAACCUGCUUCAUCACUUCAACAACAGCCCGUGGUAGUGACGGCAGCUCGACGGCGCUUCUUCAACCGUAUCAUUUCCCGAUGCGUUCUACAGCUUCUCAUGAUCGAGACGGUUAACGAGCUCUUUUCCAAUGAUACUGUCUACUCUCAGAUUCCAUCCAAGGAACUGUUACGCCUCAUGAAACUGCUUAAGAAAUCCUUCAACUUCGCCAGGGCGUUCAACGAGGAUAAGGACCUGCGCAUGCGCUUGUGGCGAGAGGGGUUCAUGAAGCAACCGCCUAACCUCCUUAAGCAAGAGAGCGGUUCCGCCGCUACCUACAUACAAAUUCUAUUUCGGAUGUUCGCCGACACAUCGCCGUCUCGCGCCGAGAGCCGACCCGAAGUCGAGAAAGCCCUGGUCCCUCUCUGCAAGGACAUCAUCAAGGGAUAUCUCGCGCUCGAGGAAGAGUCGCAGCAACGUAACAUGGUGGCGUGGCGUCCCGUCGUCGUCGACGUGCUGGAGGGAUAUUCGACGUGGCCGGAGAAAGAGUUUGGCGAACACAUGGAAGGCUUCUAUCCGCUGGUCGUGGAGCUGCUCGGCAAAGAGCUUAGCCCGGAUUUACGGGGCGCCUUGCUUGCGGUUCUCAGGAGGGUCGGUGAGGUCGGGCUGGGUAUCGAGGGUAUGUCGAAUGGCCGCCGCGAGAGCGUUUCUGGGCCGGCUGGUGUGGCUGGUGGUGGCAUACCUACCGGGGCUGGAGCUGGGAAUGGGGCUGCGGCGCUAGAUCCUGAAGUGGAAGUUGGCGAACUCGGAAUGGGGGCAAUGAAAGCAUGAUGAUUGAGGCCGUGGAUGAUGGAUGAUGGAUGGGUUGAUUUAAGUGGGGGGUAAUUACGAAGUUUGAUUGAGAGAGAAUCAUAUGGUUUAUGGUGUAAGGUUUAUACAUACUCCUCGCGUACUCCUCGCGUACCUACCUACACACCUUAGGUUGGUAGGUAGGCGACUUUGUUGCUAAAGAAAAGGAAAAAAGGGUAGAUGGAAAGCGAAAGCUAAAUUCUUGUUUGUUUUGCUUGCUUAUUGGUCUGUCUGUUGUUGUUGUUGUUGUUGUUGUUGUUGUUGUUGUUGUUGUUGUUGUUGUUGUUGCGCACACAUAUGUUGAUUUGUUAUUCGUUAUUUGGUAUUUAUUAUCAUAAAUAACCUUGGACGGAGAGAAGGACAAUGGCAUGGCAUGGCAUGGCUUUUAAAAUCCGGUCGCGCGACUUCUAGAGAAGGAGAGGAAGAGAGAAAGAUGGGGGAGAUAGGGGGGGCAGGAAGGGGAGAGGGAGAGAUACAAACGUUGGCCACAGGUAUGUACUGUAUGUAUGUAUGUACUUGGGUGUUUGGAAGGUGGCGAAGUC